GUUCGAAAUUGUUUAGAGGGAACCAAAGUGAAUCAUUUGUUUAUUAGGUGUUCUAAAAUAACCAAAAGCAUUGGGUGUUUGCCUUGGGGCUAUAAUAAUCUUAAUAUAAUAACAUAAUUUUUCUGAAUGAAAAUAUUCAAAUUUUAAGACAAAAUUAAUAAAAUUACUCCUUUAUACCCACCCAUUUUCACCACCCAGUCACUCAGUCGUACCCCCACUUGGCACCCUUCUGUUUUUCGGGUUUAUCUUUCGCACCUCGUGUUCCUAAUGCAUAAAUAAACCCAGAAAUUCAAUUGUCAGGAGAGAGAGAGAGAGAGAGAGAGAGAGAGGACACUUCCAAGUCUUGAAGCGUUGAGGGUGCGCACGAUAAGCAGCAGAGUGACUGUGUCUGUCGUCUUUUCCUUGGUGCUGCUCAAAUCAUCACUCAUGGUGGCGGUUAACAUCAGUCGGAGAGUGUAGUUGGGAGGAGGAAACAAAGCUUUCAUUUGAUUUCUGCUUUCGGAGUUCAUCUUUUCCAUCUCUCGACAAUGGCAGCCGCGCACGUUAACACAAGAAGGAAGAGAGUAGGUUUUAGGGGAGUUUUCCUGUUCAUCUUCUUCGUCUUCCUGGAUCUGGCCUCGCUAUCUUGCGCCGCUAGGCAGCCACCAACAUCCAGUCAGAAUCUUAAAGUUCAUAAACACUUAAAACGCCUCAACAAACCCCCAGUCAAAACCAUUCAGAGCCCAGAUGGGGAUACUAUCGAUUGUGUACCCAUCUCUCAUCAGCCAGCUUUUGAUCAUCCAUUCCUCAAAGACCACAAAAUCCAGAUGAGACCCAAUUAUCAUCCAGAAGGGCUUUAUGAUGAGAACAAGAUGAACACCGAGUCUAAACAAAGAGAGACCCCAAUUCAUCAGUUGUGGCACGUGAAUGGCAUGUGCGAUGAAGGCACAAUACCCAUAAGAAGAACAAAAGAAGACGAUGUUAUGAGAGCGAGUUCUGUUAAAAGAUAUGGGAAGAAACAGCAUAAAAGCAUCCCAAAGCCUCGAAAUCUCCCUAAAUCCGCAGAUCUUGGUCUUGAUAACGAAAGUGGUCAUCAGCAUGCAAUAGCUUAUGUGGAAGGAGACAAAUAUUAUGGAGCAAAAGCAACAAUGAACGUUUGGGAACCAAAAAUACAACAAUCAAAUGAAUUCAGUUUGUCACAAAUUUGGAUUUUAGGUGGCUCUUUUGGUCAAGAUCUUAACAGCAUUGAAGCAGGAUGGCAGGUAAGUCCAGAUCUUUAUGGAGAUAACAACACAAGACUAUUCACAUACUGGACUAGUGACGCAUAUCAAGCUACUGGUUGCUACAAUUUAUUAUGCUCAGGAUUUAUUCAAAUCAACAGUAACAUAGCAAUGGGUGCAAGCAUAUCUCCUGUUUCUGGAUUUAGAAAUUCACAAUAUGAUAUUAGUAUCCUUGUAUGGAAGGAUCAAAAGGAGGGAAAUUGGUGGAUGCAAUUUGGGAAUGGAUACGUGUUAGGGUAUUGGCCAUCGUUCUUGUUCUCAUAUUUAGCAGACAGUGCUUCCAUGAUUGAAUGGGGUGGUGAAGUGGUCAACUCAGAGCCAAACGGGCACCACACAUCAACACAAAUGGGCAGCGGGCGUUUUCCCGAAGAAGGGUUUGGGAAAUCGAGUUAUUUCAGAAACAUUCAAGUUGUUGAUAAAGAAAAUAAUCUCAAAACUCCUAAAAAUCUUGGCACAUUCACCGAACAAUCUAAUUGUUAUGAUGUUCAAACGGGAAGUAAUAGUGAUUGGGGUCACUACUUUUACUAUGGAGGCCCUGGUAAAGUGGCAAAGUUUCUCAUAAGUGUGAAAGAAACAGCCUGUUGUAAGUUUUCAGUGAAUCUUCUAUUUGUUGUAUUUGCUGUUAUUGGAAAGUUUGUAAGUUAA
Molecule: messenger RNA, 1904 nt
Organism: Lactuca saligna
Lineage: Eukaryota; Viridiplantae; Streptophyta; Magnoliopsida; Asterales; Asteraceae
Source: the annotation of a GenBank genome assembly